Trichoderma atroviride IMI 206040 is the source of this 1791-nucleotide messenger RNA. RefSeq lists its product as uncharacterized. Gene Ontology annotation, cellular component: plasma membrane. Gene Ontology annotation, biological process: metal ion transport; transmembrane transport. Gene Ontology annotation, molecular function: cobalt ion binding; cobalt ion transmembrane transporter activity; magnesium ion transmembrane transporter activity. Lineage: Eukaryota; Fungi; Ascomycota; Sordariomycetes; Hypocreales; Hypocreaceae. The record is from RefSeq and is a predicted model, not a curated record.
AUGGAUUCCAUCCAGGAAACCGGCCCCCCUCUCGUCAAUCCCUCAGAGAGCCCGCCAACCUUCAACCGCGUCCACUACGGCCUCAACAUCGACACCGAGAACACGUCGCCGUCGCCGUCGCCCGCCAUCCGCCGCCUCUCGCGCUCAGACACGGCCGUCCACCGCGAGCCCUUUUCGCCGCUGCGCCGCCGACGAAGCACCCGCGCCGCGACCUUUAGGGCCAUUGACGACACGGACGACUUUGACUUUGAUGCCACCUACACGGAGAGGCCGGGCUGGGAACCGGGCUCUGAGCCGGGGUUUGAUCCCAAUCUGCCGGAUGGAGGACAUGCCUCGAUGCCGCAGCUGAGCGCCGACUGCGAGAUUACGGUGGUGGACUUUUCAAAGGAUAACAUGGUCAAGAGACAUUUUGAUAACGAGUCGUUUAUCACGUUUUUGACGCAGCCAAAGGCGAAGUGGGCCAAGUGUCGGUGGAUCAACGUCAAUGGCUUGAGUUGGGAUGUGAUUCAGGCCGUGGGAGCGCACAAGGGACUGCAUAAGCUUGCGCUGGAGGAUAUCAUGAAUAUCAGGAACAGGACCAAGGCUGAUUGGUAUCCAAACCACGCCUUCAUCAUCAUGACGCUCCAGAAGCUGGUCCAUCUGGUGGACGACGACGACAGCUCCUCAGACACGAGCAGUCUACGGUCAAGAAAGUCGGCCACCAAGGUCAGGAACUUCUUCCGCGGGUUCGGCAGCCGCAACGACGACAAGCUCGACAAGCUCAAGAACCCCAGCCCUCCUGUUGAUCCGGAGAAGCGCAUCACCACAAAGUGCCUGACGGAACUCUCAGAGAGCCUCGAGCUGCAGGAAACGUCCAUGGUUCGCACCCUGCAGCGGUACCAUGCCUCUGGCAACGAGACGCGCACCGACUACAUGGAAGCAAACUCCAUCCUUACGCCGCUCAACCUCGCCGUUUCUGCCGAGCAAGUCUCCAUCUUCCUCACGGCGGACAACACCGUCAUCUCCUUCUUCGAGGUCUCCGCCGGCGACGUCGAGCGCCCCAUUGUCACGCGCCUAAGCAACCCGGGCACUAUCCUCCGCGAGUCGUGCGAUGCCUCGCUCGUUGUGCAGGCCAUCAUCGACGCCAUCAUUGACCUGGCCAUUCCCCUGACGGCCGUGUACAAUGAUGUCUUGGGUGAUUUGGAGCUCGACGUCUUGACCUCCCCCAGCAUCAAGCAGUGCAAGAGCCUGUAUAUUUGCAUCAGCGAGAUUAACAAGAUGCUGCGAUUCCUCAAUCCCAUUGAUAACCUUGUCAACGUCCUGCGCGACCACAAGACGAACUUCUCCCAUGAAGAGGCCAUUAAAGAGCUUGAGAACCCAGCUAGUGGCGUCAUCGUCACGCCCAUGACGCAUACGUACCUGGGCGACGUGUUGGAUCACUGCAUCAUCAUCACCGAGGCCCUGCAGCAGUGCAAGCAGUCGAGCGAGAACCUGAUUAACCUCAUCUUCAACACCAUCUCGGCGAACCAGAACGAGAGCAUGAAGCAGCUGACCACGGUCACCAUUAUUUUCCUGCCGCUGACGUUUAUUACUGGAUAUUUUGGGCAGAAUUUCCCAGAGGAGGGAUUUCCGGAUAUUAGGCAUGGGAUAUGGUACUUCUGGGCUUGCGCUGUCCCGACGGCUUUUGCUACGAUUCUCAUUCUGAUGCGGGAAAUGAUUUCUUCCUGGUUUGUGCGUGUUGUGCAGCGGCAGCGGGUGAAGAGUAAUCGCCGGAAGAGCAAGGCGAAGGCGAAGAGGAGGGUGAGGGGAUGA